AUGACGGAUAGCGCUACUGCUACUACUGCUGCCGCUGCCGCUGCUGCUGCUCGUGCUGGCGGAAGCGAAAGACUGUCUUGCGACAUCAAGGACCGUACCUCUGAAUUCCGCUCCUAUCUCUCACACCACCUCGCCUCCCAAUCCACCAACAGCGGGGGCGCAUCCACCUCUGCUCCCAAGACCCGCCCCCCGCCAGCCACCAAGGGAGAAUUUGCAAAGCGAGCAGCAGCCAUCGGAAAAGACAUCUCCGAUACCACGGUCAAGCUGGGACGGCUGGCGGAGCUGGCAAAGAAGAAGAGCUUGUUCGAUGAUCGUCCAGUGGAGAUUUCGGAGCUGACCUAUAUCAUCAAGCAUGACUUGGCAGCUAUCAAUCGGCAAUUGGCCGAUCUGCAGGCUCACUCCAAAAGUGGCAAGGCAGGGCAGGGCAAGGACAACAAGAAAGGAAAGGACAGGGCGGAGGAGCACAGAGGGAAUGUGGUGACGCUGUUGCAGAGUAAUCUAGCGAAUGCCACGACGGCAUUCCAGGAUGUACUGGAGGUCAGGACACAAAACAUGAAGGCCUCGAGGGAUCGCUCAGAACAGUUCGCUUACGGAGGAGCUUCAUCUGGUAUGGCUCCAGGCGAGCAGUCAGUCCUUCGCUCCCGUCUCCCACCUGCUCCCUCAUCUCGACCAGACUCACCUCUAUACAACCCUGGGCGUACACGGCCACCGCAAGCAGCAGCAGCUCGAGAUCAAAUUGGUGGCUCCACUCUGAAUGUGGAUGAUGGGUACGACCCCAAGAGGAAGACCAAGGCGGGAGGGUAUCAAGCCCUGCCGCCGGGGGAAGGGUCGGGAGAAGCGGGAGGUGGUGGGAAUGAUGACUUCCUGGCUCUGAACAUGGGCGGGGGGCAGCAGGAUCAAUUUAUGCAGAUGCAGUUGCAAGAGAAUGGCGAUUCGGCCUACAUGCAGCAGCGCUCCACGGCCAUCGAAUCCAUCGAGUCUACCAUUUCAGAGCUGGGCCAAAUCUUCUCCCAGCUAGCACACAUGGUCGCCGAGCAGCGAGAGACGGUGCAGCGCAUCGACGACAAUAUCAUGGACGUGGCGGACAAUGUGUCUGGAGCACAGAGGGAGCUGCUCAAGUAUUAUAAUAGCGUAGCGAGUAAUAGGUGGUUGAUGUUUAAGAUUUUUGGAGUCCUCAUCGUCUUCUUCCUCCUGUUCAUCCUAGUCUCAUAG
Molecule: messenger RNA, 1212 nt
Organism: Microstroma glucosiphilum
Lineage: Eukaryota; Fungi; Basidiomycota; Exobasidiomycetes; Microstromatales; Microstromataceae
Product: t-SNARE
Exons: 6
Coding region: 1-1212 (403 amino acids)
Biological process (GO): endoplasmic reticulum to Golgi vesicle-mediated transport; vesicle fusion; intracellular protein transport
Cellular component (GO): SNARE complex; endomembrane system; Golgi membrane
Molecular function (GO): SNARE binding; SNAP receptor activity
Source: RefSeq, a predicted model, not a curated record